Gossypium arboreum is the source of this 4197-nucleotide messenger RNA. RefSeq names its product pentatricopeptide repeat-containing protein At1g06140, mitochondrial-like. Lineage: Eukaryota; Viridiplantae; Streptophyta; Magnoliopsida; Malvales; Malvaceae. The transcript has a single exon. The record is from RefSeq and is a predicted model, not a curated record. Gene Ontology annotation, molecular function: RNA binding; protein binding. Gene Ontology annotation, biological process: RNA modification. The coding region runs from base 1089 to 3212 and encodes 707 amino acids.
CUUAUAGUCAUAUUUACAUCUCGAGAAUCGGGUAACUUACCUUCUCCAUCCAUAAUCAAGCCCAAGAUUUUCUUAUAAAUCGGUUCUAUCAAUCCUUAAACAGAAGCAAAGCUUUUCAGCAUUUUUUACUUUUAUCCUUAAUACUACUGAGAUUUUGCUUAAAUAGCUUACAACUCACCCUAGUAUUGGUUCUAUCCUUAAGGGUUGGUAUAUAUAAAGAUCAUAAUUCAACCAUUUUUACACCUAAAAAAAAACCCUUACAAAUAAUCUCAAAGGCUUGUCCGAAUUCGGAACUCCAGAUGAUGAACAAUUAUUAAUGGCGGAACACCACCAUGGUUUUAAAACUUCCAUGUGGUUCCUUUUCAAGUUUCAUGCAUCUCUUAAAGCACUGUCAAAGCAUCCAAGACUUAAAGCCGCUUAAAUCCCUUCUCAUCGUACGAGGUCUCAUAAGAAACAACUUAUUGCUAGGACAUUUUCUUAAAUCUUGCUUUUAUCUGGGUGCUCCAAAUUUGGCUCUCUCCACCUUUUACAAAAUUCAAAACCCAAGUUUAUUCUGCCAAAACUUAAUGCUGAAAGGUCUUUCUGGUUAUGGUCUAUAUGGAGAUCUUUUGUCUGUUUAUACAAAAUGCCGGGUCUUGAAUUGCCCAUCUGAUGAUUUUACAUUUCCUUUCGUGAUUAAGGCUUGUUCAGCUUUAGGUGCUUCUGGGAUUGGACAGCAGAUUCAUUGCGUUGUUUUGAGAAAAGGGUAUGAAAGAAAUGUUGUCAUUAUGACUUCUUUUAUUGAUUUUUAUGCGAGAAAUGUCGAUAUAGGGAUUGCGCGGAAACUGUUUGAUAGAAUUUCUGACCCUGACUUGGUUUCAUGGAAUGCUUUGCUUUCUGGUUACUGUUUUAAUGGACUUGAUAAAGAAGCAUUGGGGGUUUUAGGGAAAAUUCAGGGAAUGAACAUAAAGCCUAUUGUCAGUACUCUGGCAAGUAUAAUCCCUGCAUGUACGCAGUUGGGGUAGUUUUAUUUUGGUAAAUCUCUGCAUGGUUUGGCUGUUAAAUGUGGAUACUUCUUCAACGAUUUUUUGGUUCCUGCUUUUAUUUCAAUGUAUAAAAGUGAAGUGGAUUUAUCUAGUGCUAGGAAACUGUUUUACUUUGCUGUGGAAAGGAAUGUUUCUGUUUGGAAUGCUCUGAUCAAUAGUUAUACGCAGAAUGAGAGGUUUUUCGAAGGUUUUGAGAUGUUUCGGGAAAUGCUUCGAAAUGAUGUGCAGCCUAACUCAGUGACGUUUGUGUCUACUGUUCCCUCCUGUGAGAACUAUUUUGAUAUUAGCUAUGGCGGAUCUCUCCACUGUUGUGUUAUUAAACAUGGAUUUGGAAGUCAGGUUUCUGUAUUGACAGCUCUCAUGUCAACGUAUGCUAAGCUUGGGGAAAUAAGUUCAUCUGAAAUUUUGUUUGAUCAGAUACCAAACAAAACACAGCUGUCAUGGAAUGUGCUGAUUUCUGGUUAUGUAAAUAAUGGACUACCAGAUGAAAGUUUGGUUGCGUUUCGCAAAAUGCAAUUGGAAGGGUUCAGUCCUGAUGCAAUUUCAAUUGUUAGCAUCCUUUCUGCCUGCUUGAAUCUAGGUGACAUUUUACUUGGUCAGUCGAUACAUGCAUUUGUGGUUAGAAGAAGUUUUGAAACAAAUAUUAAUGUUUCAAAUGCAGUCCUGGCAUUUUACGCUGACUGUCCUUUACUCUCCACUUGUUUUAGGCUAUUUAAAAGAAUGGCAACUAAAAAUACAGUAUCAUGGAAUACUUUGAUAUCUAGGUAUGUACACAGUGGACAAAAGGAUAAGGCAAAUGUGAUUCUUCACCAGAUGCAGAAAGAGGGAGGGAAGUUGGAUUCUGUAACUUUGCUAAGUAUCCUUUCUUCUUAUAGUGAGAAUGAAAAUUUCAGGCAAGGAACAAUCCUUCAUGGUUAUGCAAUCAAAACUGGGUGGGACUCUGAUGUUUCAUUGACAAAUGCACUAAUUAGUAUGUAUUGUAACUGUGGAGAGCUUGAUGCUGGAUCACGAUUGUUUGCUGCCAUGCCUGAAAGAAGUGUAGUUUCUUGGAAUUCAUUAAUGACUGGCUUCCGGCAUUACAACUUAUCAAAUGAUGUUCUAGUCUUGUUUGCUCAAAUGGUGAAGGAGAACCAAAGAACAAAUCAAGUAAGUAUACUAAAUUUAUUGCCCAUGUGCAGCAUGUUGUCACAGGGUAAGUCCAUCCAUGCGUUUGCACUCAGAACAGGGAUGAUAGAGGAAACAACUGUUCUUACAUCUCUUAUCUUAAUGUAUGCUAGAUUUGGUAAAAUAAAAUUGAGCGUCCUAGUUUUUCAGAUGGGGAAAAGAUGUGAUAUUUCUUUGUGGAAUGCUAUCAUGUCUGUCCAUGUUGAUACCAAAAAUGCCAAACAAGCAGUUGCUGUUUUUUGUGAAAUGCUCCAGAUAAGUUUGGAACCUGACAAUAUAACAGUUUUAAGUUUAAUCUCCUCAUGUGUUCUACUAAACAGCCUGAAUCUAGCGGAUUCUGUGAUGGCCUAUAUCAUAUGCAAGGGCUUUGACAAAGAUGUGGUAGUUAGUAAUGCCCUCGUAGACCUAUAUGCAAGGUGUGGAAGCAUUGUUGUUGCGAGAUUGCUGUUUGACUACUUGUUUGAAAAAGAUACUGUCUCUUGGAGUGUGAUGAUUAAUGGAUACAGAUUGCAUGGAGAUGCUGAAGGUGCCCUCAAGCUUUUCUCGAGGAUGCGGCUUUCAGGGGUGAGCCAUGAUGCCAUUACUUAUUUAAGUCUUUUAUCGGCUUGUAGCCAUGCUGGUUUAGUUGAGGAAGGCCAGAGGGUAUUCAACUGUAUGAUUGAAGAUGGGUUAUCUCCAAGAACAGAGCAUUAUGCUUGUAUGGUUGACCUUCUUGCACGAGCUGGUCAUUUGCAUGAAGCUUAUAAUAUAGUCAAUAGACAGCCAUUCAAACCUUCUCUAGGCAUGCUUGAAUCCCUGUUAGGUGCUUGUAAAAUGUACGGGAACAUUGAAAUUGGACACAGAAUUUUUCAGAUGCUCUUCGAAAUGUAUCCACAAAACUCAGAAUCUUAUGUGAUGCUUCACAAUAUCUACGCAGCAGCUGGAAAGUGGGAAGACGCCAACACAGUCAGGUCUAUUAUGGAAGGAAGACUGCUAAGAAAACUCCCUGGUUUUAGUCUAGUUGGAGAUAACUUCACAUAUUAGCAGUCCUCUAAAGUGUGCUAACGGGGAAUGAAUGUCAAGGCAAGUAGACAGCUCCAUGUGACCAUGUUCGAAGAGACCAACUGAGCUCCAUGUUAACUAAUGGUAGCCAAUAAAGCAGUUAUCUGAAGCAUAUAUGCUAACAGUAAAUGAAUGUCAAUCCAAGCCAUGAAGGAGGUGAUCUCCAUUUUCCACUGUGUGCAAUGUGAACCAUUGCUAGCUGAGGACCUGGUCGAAUAACAAUGUUAUCCGUUGUUUAGAAGAUAACAAGCCUACUCGGAUGGGAGUUAUUCAACGCAAAUUGCCGCAUUAGAGAACUAAGAACUAGCUGGUGAGCUAUCGACCAACAUCCUCAUACAUUUUGGGGAACCAGCUUUUGUUUUCUUUCUGAGACUAGAAAUCAAAACGAUCCAUAAGGUGAAAUGGCGACAGGAAGUUAUUAAAAGAAGUAAUAAAUGAUGCAGCCUGGAGAAAAAUAAAGCAAAUCGUUACUUACAGUUGCAGACACCGGUAAGCGACUGGUGGAGAACAAAACAUGAAGAAUCUUCAUGAAGAUUCCUAUAUGCGUUGUGGAGCGGUGGUACUUUUCUGUUAUAUGCUGCCAGACCAAAUGGUCUAGCUACGUCAAAUGGUACCAGAGUUGUGAACUGGACUCUUAUAUGCGUAGAGGAAAGACCCUCGAAUUUGGGGAGGCACACCUUAGAGUCGAGGCUUGAGAGCUCUAUUUAAGGGGGAUUUGAAGGGCUUGGGAGUGUCACGCAUUGUGAGCAUUGAGGGUGAGGGUGAAUUGAGGGGUUUGGUGAGAGCUCUAUUUUGGUAAAAACUGAAGAGCUUGUGAGCAUUUUGCGAGUGGACUGAGGCUGAAGGGAAAACAUUCAUAAACUCUUUCAGAAUUUAUAUUUCAGAUGCGACUAAGGAUCAUUAGGGACCAUUUGUUUGUUUUAAAGAUAGCUUCCUCCAAAAGAUGCUUCUAAUACUUUCAUCUAAA